UUGAUUGACAAAGUCAUGAAGAAUUGAAUAAACCACAUUUUGGCUCUGAUAAAAGAUAUGCUUCUGGGGUCAAAAUGAUCCAUGUCAGAAGUAUUGUUCAAUGCAAAUAUGUAGUGGGUCUAAAGUUUGUUUUAAAUUAUCACUCAUUAAAAACGACUCAAUCAACACAUGCUUUUAUUUGAACGACUUAAUAUAAUAAUCAACUUUUAUGAAAUACAUGAAAAAUAAACUUUUGGUUCCUCAACUGCGUUGCCCACUCCAGUCAGCAGAUGGCGAUGUGCGUCUUUUAGGUUCAGGCGAUGCUACCAGUGUGACGUAUAAUCUAGUGGACGGGACGCUCCUUCAACAACAACAGUUAGUCAGACACCUCGGUAGCUUUCUAGCAAACAUAGCUACAACAUUCACGCUCUUUACACUGUUAUGGUGUAUAUUAGUCGCUGUGUUUUAAACACACUUCUGUCGUAUGUACUUGUUGGCCCAUUUAAUUAUAUAAUUACGUUGUUUGUCAGCUAGCUGGUUUGCUAAAUUAGCUUAGAACUAGGCUAGUCGCUAAUGCUAGCUAGCGAACAUCCCCGACCAUGAGUUCACUAAGCUACUCUCCUCCUGCUAAAAAAGAGGUCUUCUGGACGGAGAAAGAAGCUCUCCUGAAAGAGGAGGAGGAAGAGAAGGAUGUUACAAUACAAAAACAAGUAGAGGGUGAGGCUGUUACCGUGAAAGAAGAAGAGAAAGACGUUUCUGUGGAAGAAAAGGAAGACUCGUUCAGAGUGAAAGAGGAGGAGGAUGUUACAGUAAAAGAAGAGGAGGGUGUUACAAUAAAAGAAGAGGGGGCGGAGAGAGAGGAGGAUGCAGUUUUUGGAGUGAAAGAGGAGGAGGGGGAGAGGACUGUCACAUCGAAAAAGGAGGAGGGGGACGAAGAGGAGGAAACUGGACAUCUGUGCCCGGUUUCCCAAACGCAUCUUAAGGCCUCCUAUGGUUCUGACGGUGAACUUAUCCGUAAGAUGGUUUUGAGAAACCGGGCCGUGAUUAACACUAGAGAGAGACGUGACUAUCGUGUAUCCUCUGGGGAGCCUCAACAACAUCAUGAAGCUGACGAGGCAGAGAAGAGUCCCUCCCGAUCAGAACACCUCAAGAAACACCAGAGGAGACCAACAGGGAAGAAAUCUCACUGCUGCUCUGACUGUGGGAAAGGUUGCAAAUCUUCAUCAGAACCUAAAAUACACCAGCGAGUACAAACAGGAGAGAAAUCUCAUCACUGUUUUGAUUGUGGGAAGAGUUACUUAAGAUCAAAUUCACUAAAAGUACACAUGAGAAUUCACACUGGAGAGAAACCUUAUAGCUGUGAUCAAUGUGGGAAGAGUUUUACUACAUCUAGCCAUCGGAUUGUACACCAGAGAACACACACAGGAGACAAAUCGUAUAGCUGUGAUCAAUGUGGGAAGAGGUUUACUCAGUCAAGCAGCCUCUUAUCGCACCAGAGAAAACACUCAGGAGAGAAACCUUACAGCUGUGAUCAAUGUGGGAAGAGUUUUACUCAGUCAAGCAACCUGGUAUCACACCAGAGAACACACACAGGAGAGAAACCUUAUAGUUGUGAACAAUGUGGGAAGAGUUUUACUACAUCCAGCCAUCGGAUUAUACACCAGAGAACACACACAGGAGAGAAACCUUAUAGCUGUGAUCAAUGUGGGAAAAGUUUUACUACAUCUAGCCAUCUGAUUGUACACCAUAGAACACACACAGGAGAGAAAUCUUAUAGCUGUGGUCAAUGUGGGAAGAGCUUUACUACAUCUAGCUAUCUGACUAUACACCAGAGAACACACCCAGGAGAGAAACCUCAUAGCUGUGAUCAAUGUGACAAGCGAUACUCUGAUAAAAGAUCUCUGAUCAAACAUCAGAAAAUACAUUAAUGAAGGAGUUGUUUCAUGAUAUCAAUGAAAUAAUGUCACAAUGUAGAAUGUUUUAACAUUGUAGUAGGAGUAUUUUAAUGAUGUCACAAUGUAGAAUGUUUUCACAUUGUAGUAGGAGUAUUUUAAUGAUGUCACAAUGUAGAUUGUUUUCACAUUGUAGUAGGAGUAUUUUAAUGAUGUCACAAUGUAGAAUGUUUUAACAUUGUAGUAGGAGUAUUUUAAUGAUGUCACAAUGUAGAUUGUUUUCACAUUGUAGUAGGAGUAUUUUAAUGAUGUCACAAUGUAGAUUGUUUUCACAUUGUAGUAGGAGUAUUUUAAUGAUGUCACAAUGUAGAUUGUUUUCACAUUGUAGUAGGAGUAUUUUAAUGAUGUCACAAUGUAGAAUGUUUUAACAUUGUAGUAGGAGUAUUUUAAUGAUGUCACAAUGUAAACGUUUGCCCCCUGUUCAGUUGAUUUCAGCAUGAUAUGGAUAUUAACCUCAAGGGGAAAAUCCAGGCUAUUAAUCCAGUACUAUUUAUGUGAUUUAACACAAAGUGACUAACAAAAAAAGAGCUGUGUUACACCUACAGCAU
Messenger RNA from Salvelinus fontinalis (brook trout), 2479 nucleotides. RefSeq names its product zinc finger protein 436-like. The record is from RefSeq and is a predicted model, not a curated record. NCBI's taxonomy places the organism in Eukaryota, Metazoa, Chordata, Actinopteri, Salmoniformes, Salmonidae. The coding region runs from base 579 to 1907 and encodes 442 amino acids. Gene Ontology annotation, molecular function: DNA-binding transcription factor activity; RNA polymerase II cis-regulatory region sequence-specific DNA binding. Gene Ontology annotation, biological process: regulation of transcription by RNA polymerase II. The transcript has 2 exons.